Molecule: messenger RNA, 1674 nt
Organism: Callorhinchus milii (elephant shark)
Lineage: Eukaryota; Metazoa; Chordata; Chondrichthyes; Chimaeriformes; Callorhinchidae
Gene: fam78bb
Product: family with sequence similarity 78 member Bb
Exons: 2
Coding region: 37-822 (261 amino acids)
Source: RefSeq, a predicted model, not a curated record
CUCUCCUCCUCUCCCCUCUUCCCCCCUCCCAGAAGAAUGGGUUGCAUUCAGAGCAUAACUUGCAAAUCCAGGAUACGGCGAGAAAAUAUAGUGGUGUAUGACGUUUCUGCUACGAUUGAUCAGUGCCCAACUCUCAUAGAGGAAAAUUCUCCCAUUGUGCUGAGGUACAAGACACCAUACUUCAAGGCGUCUGCUCGGGUGGUGAUGCCUCCUGUCCCCAGGAACGAAACGUGGGUGGUCGGAUGGAUCCAAGCGUGCAACCAAAUGGAAUUUUUCAACACUUACAGCGACCUGGGAAUGUCGAGCUGGGAACUUCCUGAUUUGCGAGAGGGCAGGGUUAAAGCUAUCAGUGAUUCUGAUGGGGUGAGCUAUCCAUGGUACGGCAACACUACAGAAACAGUGACUCUGGUUGGUCCGAUAAACAAGGUAUCUCGGUUCUCAGUGAGCAUGAACGACAAUUUUUAUCCAAGUGUGACCUGGGCAGUGCCUGUGAGUGACAGUAAUGUGCCACAGCUAACCAGAAUUAAAAGAGACCAAAGUUUCACCACCUGGCUAGUAGCCAUGAACACAGCCAGCAAAGAGAAGAUCAUACUGCAGACAAUCAAAUGGAGAAUGCGUGUUGACAUUGAAGUUGACCCAUCCAAGCCAUUGGGAUACCGUGCUAAACUUGUUGGAAGGAAACAGCAGGAACAGCCUCGAAUAUUGACCAGGAUGGAUCCUAUGCCUUCAAAUGCCUUGGUGAAACCCAAUGCAAACGAUGCCCAGGUUUUAAUGUGGAGACCCAAACGUGGUAUACCUCUAGUUGUGAUACCUCCCAAAUAAUUAUUAACAAUAUUAACAAUAAUAAUUUUUUAAAAAGACUGGAAUCAUCCAAGGAAAUAUUAUAACACCGUGAAUUUCACAGACCUCCUGCUCAUUCUGCAGCAAGAAAUGAAUCAGGCUGGAGAUUUUUUGUUACGCAGUUUUGUUUUAAAGGAGGUGGUUAUAUUAUGUCGCGGGAUCUUACGUGACUGUUUACAAAAGUACAGCAAUUGGACCGUACAGCCAUUCUGGUAACACUUGAUUCUCUUUGUUUUUUGAUAAGGCAAGUUCUCAGUCCAGAUGAACUGGCCGUGGUGCUGAAAUCUGACACGAGUAAGGUACCACUAUUUUAUAAUUGCCCAGAGGCUUGCUCUGCAUUGACAGGCUUCAGUGAAGUGAUGCUUCCUACUAUUGCUACUUGUCUAUUUAUUCAGUGGAUUGACUGACUGAUAACGUUUUUGCAUGCACCUCGUGGUAAAAGAACAUUUAUUGUUGGGAAUCUCCAUGUGCAUUCAGUUUGUGUGUUGUGAGUGGUUUUACGCCUAUAUGGAAUCACAAGUGUUUUGCAGUCAACUGAAUGACUUUUUAAUAUAACAUUUGCAGUAUUUAUUUUCAGUGCUUUUCUUAGGCCUACGUUCAAAUAUUACAGAAACAACAACAAAAAUGCUCCCAUUUGACACUGCAUUUAUUGUCAUUGCAUUAAAAAAAAGUGUGCCAAAGUGGCUCCGAGUUUAAAGUCAUUUUCACUGAAUUUAACACACGAUUGAUCCAAACUUCUCAUGGCUAUUAACUUGAUGGAGACCGUGAGAAAUGUUGUUAAAUUAUUAUUUUUUUAAAAAAAUCCUCAUUAUUACAUUUUAGUCAUAAUAACUG